AAAUUGUAAACAAACAAACGUUUCGAGAAAUUUUUGUAUCGUUCAGAUUAUAAAUAAAAUAAAAAGUUAAAAAUGGCUCGAAAUGCUGAAAAAGCUAUGACAACCUUAGCUCGUUGGCGUGCUGCAAAGGAAGCAGAGACCGGUAAAAACGAAAGGCGGCCGUAUCUUGCUAGCGAAUGUCACGAUGUUUCAAAAUGUGAAAAAUGGAGAAUUGAAAUUAUCAGAGAAAUUGCUAAGAAAGUAGCUCAAAUUCAGAAUGCUGGUUUAGGAGAGUUCCGAAUACGUGAUCUAAAUGAUGAAAUUAACAAACUUUUAAGAGAAAAGCGUCAUUGGGAGAAUCAAAUUUCAAAUCUCGGUGGUCCGCAUUAUCGUCGAUAUGGACCGAAAACAUUUGACGCAGAAGGACGAGAAGUCCCAGGAAACAGAGGAUACAAGUAUUUCGGUGCAGCUAAAGAUCUUCCUGGUGUUCGUGAGCUUUUUGAACAAGAACCGCCACCACCGCCACGUAAAACGAGAGGAGAGUUAAUGCGUGAAGUUGAUGCAACAUAUUAUGGAUAUCUUGAUGAUGACGACGGUGUUCUCAUUCCAUUAGAAGAGAAAGCAUCAAAAGAAGCUCUUAAAAAGUCAGUCGAAGAAUGGAAAGAAAAAUUAAAGAAAGGCGAACUCAAGACUGGCGGUGAAGAUGACGAAGAAAAGGACACAACAUACACUGAAAGCGUCAAUGAUGAACUUUUAGCUCCCCGGUUUGUUUCUCAUGUUGCUGUUCCCACACAAAAAGAUAUCGAAGAAGCUUUGCUCCGUAAAAAGAAAAAAGAACUAAUGCAACAGUUUGGUAUUGAAUAAAGUUAAACAAUUUUUAGCUUCAUCAUUGUAAGUGAAGCAAUAAAAAGAUAAGAAAUUUAUCAAGC
Clunio marinus is the source of this 908-nucleotide messenger RNA. The record is from the annotation of a GenBank genome assembly. Lineage: Eukaryota; Metazoa; Arthropoda; Insecta; Diptera; Chironomidae.